AAUAGUUUUUUCGUUGCAGUAAAGUACAGCGUAUACUUAUAUAUUUUUACAAUUCCGUAACAUCUAAAAAAAAAAGAAACCGAAUUUGUGAAGCUGCUGGAAUUGUCUGCUGGUGUGGUGGUUAGUAGGUCGUCGACACAUCAACUUUGCCCGUCCUCGUCCUGCGAUUUCCGGAACAACUUGACGCAUCCGCUAUUUUGCCACAAGAGAGACAGAGAGUAUGCUAUCAUAAUAGAAGAGUUUCACCAGGUGUAUUUUUUUCAUCACAAAAAAAACAAUGGCCCAAAGUUUUUCUGAGUUGAUGAAAAAUCUGAAAAAGAGAGCUAGUGUCGAUUUGAAACAGAAAAAACCACAAGACAUAGUGGAACGACUAGCCAAGAUGUAUCAAGAGGGAAUAUAUAAUAAAAAAAAACAAGAUUUUGCACAUGCAUACAUAUUUUUUAAGAGGUGGCAGUUAUGCGUUGAGUGGUUACAAAAACGAAAUUUGGAUAAUGAGACUGUUCAAAAACACUAUUCUCCUAAACAAAUAGAAAACGUUAGGAGUCUUAUACUGGAUGUGAGAUUAAGGAUUGAAAAAGACUACAAUGCUAAGCUCAGGAGUCAAAACUCAAAGUCCAGUAGCUCACAAACUUCCGGUGCGUGUGAUGAUGACAUCGAUCUUAUAUUGCCUGACGUCCCUAAUGAUGAACCACAACCAAAAGAAAAAGAUGUCAGUGAUCAGUCAAAAAAAAGUACAGGUCAUCAACAAAUUACUUGUACCGAAUUACUAGAAAGUUUGAUGAAACCUAACAAACUGUCUAGUAAAAAAGUGGUUGUUAUUGACAUGAGAACGUCGGAAGAGUUUAGCAAAUCAAGGAUCUCGUUUCAAGACAAUUUAAUAAAUAUUCCAGGAAAAAAUUUUGACCCUAAGUACCCAGUUAAUUAUCAUCACAAUCAUCUUUUAAAUGACAAAGACAUAAUGAUUCAACUUGAUACAAAAAUUUCAAAUUUAACGGAAUUAAUUGUGAUUCUUGACUCAAGUUCCUCUUCUGAAAAUUUGGACUGUAAUAGUCCACUGGUUUUGUUUAAAAACUGUUUAGAAAAACUUAAGCUUAAUUCAAAGUACAGUAAGACAGUUGUUUUGAAGGGUGGCUUUGAAGAGUGGAUAAAAACUUAUCCAAACUAUGUUAAACCUAUAGUGAAAGAUCAUUCUCUGGUUUUACUUGAUGAUUCUAAUGAUGCUUCAGGUGAUAUUAAUUUCUUUACAACACAGAAUGAGUAUCCCGCAUCACCGAUUUUAUCUGGCAGGCAUAGACCUGGUAACGUUACAAAGACCUUGUCAUCGAUUAAUUCUCUAACUUAUGAUACGCCAAAAAGUAUACCUAUCAACAGCAAUUAUUUUACCCCAAAUGACAACACAGGAAAAUUUCCGUCUGAUCGUUUACCCCAUGUUACUAUUCAACCUUUGGAUCUAACUGAUUCACAGAUAAUGAUGCUGAACAAUAGAAACGCGUCAGUACUAUUCACACCGAUCCAGGACAAUACGUCUUUCAGUCCGCCUGUUUCGGUGAAUGGCGGCUAUUACGAGAAUGGAGUAAGCAGCAAACAACAAAGUUUGCUUAACCAUAUGAAGGAACCAAAGGUGAUUUUACAAAAGUUAGACUGUCCAUUGAAAAAGCCUUUUGUCGAUCGAAGCAACAAGCCGGGCAACAAGAAGCUAAAUGAAGAUAUAGCUGAUGCUGUAAACGAACUAGACAAAGUCGAGGAUGAUAUUGCAAAAAUGGAAAGAGAUUAUCCAACAUUUGAUAAGUGGUUACGAGAGGACUAUGAGGUUCGAAUCAAGAGGAGAGACGAAUUGAUGAAAAAAUUGGCCAAUCUCCGAAAAUCACAGGGUAACAAGUUGUAUCCUGACUUGACGAAUAUGUCGAACAUAUCGCUAGAGUCCAAGAAAAAAGUUCAAUCAGUCCGACCAAUGAAACCAAGUUUCAGUGACGAGAAGGAAAAUAUACAAAAGAAUUGGGAGAGAGUGGAAAAGAUGGUUGUGGAGUUGGAGCCUUCUACGCCACCAGACAUGGAAGUUGACGAUGAAGAAAUUUAUAAAGCGCCCUUGAAACGCUCCUACUCUAGUCCUAACCUUGUCCAGGAAAAAGAGGAUCGAAGGAUCAUUCCUGAAAUAGAUAGGUCGUCAAAGCCUCGAUUGGAAAGUGCGAAAAAAAAAUACUUUGUGCUGGCAACUAAAGACAGGAUGCACAACUUGAAUGCAGUUGACAGCUCUUCUUACCAUCCGGGUAUAACGGGCCUGAAGAAUUUGGGCAACUCGUGCUACAUGAACAGUAUCAUCCAGUGCCUGAGCAACACCGAAUACCUGGCCAAUUACUUCAACGAAAACGCGUACACGGACGAUCUCAAGGUGGAGAAGAACUUUACUUGCGUGGCCGAGGAAGUGGCGCACGUUGUCAAGGCCCUCUGGAGGGGCACCUACAAGAGCAUAUCACCUUUGGAUCUCAAGGUAGUCGUGGGGCACUACAAGUUGCAGUUCAAAAAUCACGAGCAACAAGACUCCCACGAGUUCCUAACGUUCCUCCUCGAAUGGAUGCACAACGAUCUGAAGAAGAAAAGCAAGCUGUCGUACAACAGGCCAAUGACGACCAUAGAGAGCGAGUGGGAGAAAUCCAUGAACGGGCAGAGUUCUAUGAUUUCGAAGCUCUUUUUUGGUUUGCUCAGGUCUACCGUUCAAUGCCUUUAUUGCGAAAAAAACAGCACCACUUAUGAGACAUUCAACAGUCUCACCAUGUCUUUGCCGGUGUCAAACAAGUGCACUUUGGAUGAGUGCUUGAGAAAAUUCGUUAGCGGCCAGAAAGUCUCAGGUUGGAACUGCCCGAAUUGCAAGGUGCCGCGCGAAGGCGAGAAGAAAUUCGACAUAGCCAAAUUGCCGCACAUCGUUGUCAUUCAUCUAAAUCGCUUUGGCGACACCGGUGGUUGGUUCGAGAAAAAAAAUACUGCUGUCGACUUUCCUCUGCUCAAAUUUGAUCUUCGGCCGUACCUCGUCUCUGAUGAAGAUACCAUCAACAACGCCCAAAGCUCGUGCUACAAUUUGUACGCCAUUUCUAAUCACUACGGCACCAUGGAUCGAGGACACUACACAGCCUACUGCAAGAGCAGCGCUCAAAACAAAUGGUACAAAUACGAUGACCAUGCGGUGAGCGAAGUCCCUCAAAGUCAAGUAAAAAGUCAAAGUAGCAGUGCAUACUUGCUGUUUUACACGUCUAUAUCCAACGGCGUUUCAAGGGAGUGAGCGAAACGUGAGAUGGCCGCAGCGAGCGCAGCGGGAAAUAAAUUUUAUGUCGUCGAUGCGACAAUAUCCCGCGAGGAACGUGGGAAUAAAGUCUUUAUUGACUGGAAACUAAAAAGUAACGAUAAAAGUAAGACACAUGCGUGGAUGCGUUCUCAAAAUCAACAGUACCGCGUGGAAUUUCGGUAAAAAGUGAGUACUGGUAAUUUAUUUGUGGAAAAGCAGAAAAGAAAGAUUCAGAAGUUUAGCGCGCUUCUGUUGAAGAGCGUACAAAAGAUAUUAGGAGAACAUAAUUGUGUCUUGGCCGACGUGAAAACUCGGUCAGAUCGAUACUUGAAAUAAACGGGGCCUUAGUAAAAAGUUAUGUAAUUCAAAAGCACUGUCGUUACAACUGUCAACGAUUUAAUUUUUCUAAACUCUCCUAAUUAAGAAAGUUAACUAUGUCGACACGUCACAAGCAUACACGUGGGAUCUGUGCGUUAUUUUACGAGUGAUGUUAUUUCUCGUAGAAAACGUUUGAUCACUGCAUAUUUAACAAAGCGGUUAAACUCAAAGUUGCUCGAUUUUGUUGAAUAACACUAAAUGCAGUUACACAUAGUUCAUAUAUAUAUAUA
Molecule: messenger RNA, 3885 nt
Organism: Copidosoma floridanum
Lineage: Eukaryota; Metazoa; Arthropoda; Insecta; Hymenoptera; Encyrtidae
Biological process (GO): protein deubiquitination
Molecular function (GO): cysteine-type deubiquitinase activity
Source: RefSeq, a predicted model, not a curated record